AUGUCACCCCCCUUCGUCCUAGACAAUUGGAUCCCGAUCCUCCUCCUGAUCCUCGCAUACAAGAACCUCCCUUUCAUCCGCUUCCUCCGCACCCUCAUCACCCGGCUUAUCAUAUCCCCCAUCAACCACAACCACCUCCACCCAACACACCUCUUCCUCCCCGCCAUCCACCGCACCCGCUCCCCGGUUUUCGAAUGCGACUACAACAUCCACAAGUCCAACUCAACCUACUUCACCGACCUGGACAUCUCGCGCGGAAAUCUCAGCCUGCUGCUCUUCAGCCAGGGACUAUCCUUUCGUCCCUCUCGCCACUACGCAGUCAUGAUCCUAAGCGGCGUGCAGUGCGUGUUUCGUCGUGAGAUUAAGCCAUACCAGGGGUAUGAGGUUUGGUCGAGGGUGAUGAGCUGGGAUGAGAAGUGGGUGUAUAUUGUUUCGCAUUUUGUGGAACGGGGGGUGUUUGAGGUUGGGGGGAGGGUUUUGCAGGGGACUUCUUCUUCUUCUUCUUCUUCUUCUUCUUAUAUGAAUACGUCUACUUCUUUAUCUGGAUCUGUGAAGCAAAGUGAAAGAAACGGGACUAAUGGAAAGGAAGAUACACAAAAAAAGGUCUUCGCGUCUGCUGUCUCGAGGUACGUGUUUAAGCAGGCGGGGAGGACGUUUUCGCCGCGGGAGAUGCUGGUCAAGUGUGGACUUUUACCAAAAGAUACAGAGAAAGAAGGGGGCGACGGUAUGGAAGAAAUGUUGAAGGGAAUUGAGCAGCGUCGGAAGCGCGAUUUAGAGGCGGCGCAGUUGAAGAUGGGCUGGGAUGCGGUGCAUAAUUCGUUCGAUCCGGACAGUCUCCACGACAUUCUGUCCGCUCGCCACUUAACCACCCUCGCCGAUCACGAUGUCGAUAUCGACGUUCCAACCGUCACUGUGACUCCCACGGUGACUCCACGGCCAUUAACAACAGAGGAUAAUUAUGCUCCUGGGUCUGAACCGCGAGAACAGGACAUGAACGGGUCACGAGGGGUUCGAAAAGCUGGACGGCCACGUCUGGACAAAGCCGGGGGAGCGGUUCUAUCGGAGGAUCGCCGCAACCAAGUCCGUCGCGCUCAACGAACCUACCGUCUAAAGAAAGAAGCUACGCUGCAGCAAAUCAAGCAGCGCGUCGUCGAUCUCGAAAAGAAGCUCGACCGCAUAUCCUCGUCCUUCGCAGACAUGAUGCAGAAACUAGACCCUGGCGUCAAGGAGACAAGUCCCGCGCUCGUGCGAAGGCUGGAUGCUAUAUAUGCACUGUUAGCUGAUGGUUUGGACGAGACAUCAGCGUCAGUCUCGAGAGGAAGAUCGGGAUGCAGCAGCAGGAGUAUUGACAAUGCUUGCUCGGUUACUCAGAGACACGACCAGAGCCAGAGUCGGAGUCACCGUGCAGAUACUCUAGUCCACCUCGCCUCUAUCCCGACAUCCUCUCAUGCCGAUGCCCAUCCUAAUUCCGUCAACACCAUCCCUCCCACCCUCCUACAAACCCCCAUCUCCUCCAGCUCCUCACACCACGAGCGCACAUUCACUCACCACCUCCACCGUCUCAGCCUCGAACACGCCUUCCACCUCUUCAGCGAUGCGCGCUCGCCCCCUCUCAAAAUCUACCAAGUAUUUCGCCUCGUCCCCUGCAUCCGCGACAAAAGUAAAAUGGACCCGUACUUUCGUCGUCUGAUCAGCGCAAGCAUUGACGAGCCGCUCGAGCUACACACCUUACCUUUCUACUGUGUCGGCGGAGCAGGGACACAUUAUCCCCUGUUUGAUGGGUCGGGGAGGCCUGUUUAUCCGGUGAAUCGGAGACUGCCGAGACGGGUGUUGGGGGGUUUGUCGGUUGAUGAUGGGCUGGGUGCCGUGAGGGGAAGGAGUCAUGGUGGUAAGAGGGGAGGAUACGGGGGUAAAGAGGAACAGAGACGACUCCAGGCAUAUGGGCUUGGGGGAGUGUGGUUUGAUUGCCGAGAUGUGGAGGGGUAUUUGAAGGAGAACGGGGUUCGGUUUGACGGAGGGUUGUUUCCGGAGGUGGGUUCUGUACAGACAGGAAGGGAGGGGAAUGAUAGCGAUGCAGCCGAGCAGUUGCAGGCGUCGCUUUUGCAUUCGGUUCAGACGGAGAAUGAGAGGAAUGUGGACGAACCAUCAUCCGGGAGAGGAUGUCAGCGAAUCCUGGACAUCGAUUUAUUCUUUUCAAUGACAACCUCCGCAAACAACCCCUCCACCGCCCCCACAUCAGCACGAUACGUCCCCCCAACCGUCAAGAGAUGCAACGCCCUACUAAGCCCGACAAUCCUCGGCAAGAAGAACGAGCUACAACCCUCAGGCGCGAGCCCGAUGCGCGUGAACGGGAAACAGAUCUUUGCGGACGCGGAGGCGAUGCGCAACGUGCUGGCUAAUGUGAGUGUUAUACCGAAGCCGGAAGCGGAGCCGUUGAUUGCCGAGAUGGCCCGUAAACCCAACAGAGAGGUCACCGCCGGCACAAAAGACCGAUCCGCUGCCCGUGAGGAUGAUGACUUUGACGCGGUCAUCGGCGUCGAAGAGAUCGUAGGCGGAGAGGAGCUCGUUGAUCAUCUCGAAGGUCGCGACGGGGGUGUUGAAGGUGACUAG
Molecule: messenger RNA, 2610 nt
Organism: Aspergillus affinis
Lineage: Eukaryota; Fungi; Ascomycota; Eurotiomycetes; Eurotiales; Aspergillaceae
Exons: 7
Coding region: 1-2610 (869 amino acids)
Biological process (GO): regulation of DNA-templated transcription
Molecular function (GO): DNA-binding transcription factor activity
Source: RefSeq, a predicted model, not a curated record